Molecule: messenger RNA, 707 nt
Organism: Paramecium pentaurelia
Lineage: Eukaryota; Ciliophora; Oligohymenophorea; Peniculida; Parameciidae
Source: the annotation of a GenBank genome assembly
AUGUCAUAAAGCUAAUAUUAAGAUAUAGAAUUUUUAGUUUUCGGAGAUUCAAGUAAAUGAUGAAUUUUUAAAUUAGAUGUGGGUAAAACUUCACUUCUUAAGUAAAUAAGUGGAGAAAAAUUUGAAGAAAAUUAUUAUCCUACUACAGGAAUAGAAUUAAUUAUAAAAUAAAUAUAAAUUGGAGAUGAAAUAUUGAAGUUUCGUUUAUGGGAAUUUCCAGGAUAUUCAAAUUUUAAAUAGUUUGCAAGAAUGUAUUAUAAAAGGGCUCAAGGACUUAUAUUACUAUAUGAUAUCACAGAGUAAUAAUGUCAUUUAAAUUAAUAAAGUUAUUAGUCAUUUAAAAAUAUAGAAAUACAUUUAGAAGAAGCAAUUUAACAUCAUGAUUCACUUUUGAGUAUCAUUUUAAUUGGAAAUAAAGUGGAUAAAGAUAGUAAGAGAUAAGUUUCAAUAGAAGAAGCAAUGGAUUAUGCAAAUAUAAAGGGAAUCCAUUUUAAGGAAAUAAGUGUUAAAACUAAAUAAAAUUUAAAUUUAACACUUGAAUAAUGUAUAAUUGAUGUUAUUGAAAAAGCUAAAAUUUAAGGUAUCGAAUUAAAAGUAAUUUAAUAAAUCUAUUACUAUAGAAAUCUCCUAAUAAUAAUUAAGAGACUGAAUCAUAAAGUCUCAAUAUAGUAAAUAAAUUAAAGUAGAAUCUGUAAAAGUGUUAUUGA